AUGUCAUAUCCAAAUUAUCCACCUUAUGGUGCACCACCGGGUGGACUUGCCCCGCAAUCUGGAUACCCACCACAAAUACCACCCCGGCAUACCCCUCAACCAUAUCAGCAAUACCCUCAAGCUCACAAUCCAUAUCCUCCAAACCAACCAUAUGGCGCUCCUCAACAACCUCCAUAUCCGCCGCAACAACAACCCUUCCAACAAUACCCUCCACAACAAAGCUCAUAUCCUCAACAGUCACCUUAUGGCGCGCCUCCGCCAGUUCCAUCGGGACAGUAUCCCCCGCCGCAACAACCACCGUACCCUCCGUCGCAAAGCGGAUAUCCCCAACAAUCAUAUGGCGCCCCUCCCCCGGGCGCACAGCCUCCUGGAUACGGUGCUCCAAUGAGUAACGGACAACCUGCCCCGCCAUCAGUGGGUUAUGACUUAUCAUUACCGAGUCCUCCGCGCAUACCUUACGACGGACGCGCAGAUGCGCAGGCAUUACGUAAAGCUAUGAAAGGCUUCGGGACGGAUGAGGCAACUCUUAUCGAAGUUCUACAUAACAAGGGCCCUUUGCAAAUAGAAGUUUUGCGACAAACUUUCAAUGAUACUUUUAAAAGGAAACUCCUAGCGGAUGUGGAGAGUGAAACAAGCUCGUACUUCAGGGAGGGUCUAGCUGCGAUUAUUCGUGGUCCCUUGAUACAAGAUUGCCACUUGCUUUAUAGCAGCAUGGAUGGAGUAGGCACAAAUGAGAAAUAUCUGACCGAAGUAUUGAUGGGCAGGUCGAAUGCUGAUAUCAAUGCGAUUAAAUCAAUGUAUCAACGCCGAUACAGGAGGAGUCUUGCAGGCGAUCUUAAGGGUGAUUUGAGCAUGAAAACAGAGGACCAUUUCUUGAUGGUAUUAGAGGCCAACAGAAACGAGGAUAGCGCGCCGGUUAUCCCUCGCGAUGUUGAACGGGAUGUCGCAGCUAUAUGGAAUGCAACAGAGGCUAGAAGUGGACACGAAGGAAAGACAGUUUGUGAGAUAUUUACCAAACGAAAUGAUGCUCAGCUUCGAGCGAUCAACCAUACGUACCAGCAACAGCAUGGAAAACCAUUGGAAUGGGUUAUCAAGAAAAAUUUUAGUGGCCAUAUGGAGGAUGCGCUCCUCUACCAACUUCGCACAGCUACAGAUAAAGCCAUGCGCGAUGCAAAUCUUAUGGAGGAAUCAAUGAAGGGUUUCGGUACAAAAGAUAAAAUACUUGUCGCUCGAGUCAUUCGAUGUCAUUGGGACCCAAGACAUAUGGAUCAAGUUAAAGGCGCAUAUCAGCACGCUUACGGACGUUCAUUAACUUCAAGAAUUGCUGCGGACACGAGUGGCUAUUACGAGAAGUUGAUGGUGAAGUGCGUCGAGUGCAGUAAUCUGGUUCAACCUGAUUAUACGUGGUUUUAA
Molecule: messenger RNA, 1413 nt
Organism: Sclerotinia borealis F-4128
Lineage: Eukaryota; Fungi; Ascomycota; Leotiomycetes; Helotiales; Sclerotiniaceae
Source: the annotation of a GenBank genome assembly